AGCUUUACAGAAUGAAUCAUUUUAAAUUUCAUACAGGCACAAACCCAGAAGCUUCGGUCCAGUUUUCCGACUAUAUCAUGGCGGCACAGAUGGCGGUAAAUUCAGGAGCCAGUCUGUGGGGGCCACUAAAAGAGCUAUGGGAAACGGUGGACGGAGCUGUGUUGAGGAAACAGCCGGAGAGCGUCCACCUCCUGGACAUGCAGCUGAAGAAACACAAACCGCACUUUCUGUCACUCUUUAAGAACCCGCCAAAGAGUGCCGAGCAGAGAGAGAAAGUGCGUAAAGCCAGCACAGAAGGCAUCGCCAUCCAAGGGCAGCAGGGGGCCAGACUCCUUCCAGAACAGCUUCUGACGGAGGCUUUCAUCCUCAGCGAUCUGUUUGAUAUUGGAGAGUUGGCAGCUUUGGAGCUUCUGCUGGCAGGUGAACAACAGCAGCCCCAUUUUCCAGGUCUGACACGAGGUCUGGUGGGCGUGUUGCUCUACUGGGAUGGAAAACUUUGUAUGGCCAACUCACUACGUACGCUCAUCCAGUCACGACAUGGAAAGACCUUCACCCUGGAUCUGAGUGGAGAGCUGGUGGCUCUGACAACACGAUUCACAGACGAGCUGAUGAGCCAGGGUCUGACCAAACGCAUCCUAACCCUGGUGUCAGAGAUAAGUGUGACGCGGGAGUUUGAACGGCUGCAGAAGGAGCGAGGCCUGGGAAAUGAGAAGCACAGGAAGGAGGUUUCUGACCUCAUCAAAGAAUGCCGACAGGCGCUCGCAGACAGCUUGUUUUCUUGGACCUGCCAGUCGCCCUUGACUAAAGAGGACACCCUGGCUCUGAUUGGCCACCUGGAGACAGUGACAGCUCAAGCUGAUGGCUCACUGGACAGCGUGAACCUGUCCCUUGUUAUGGCGUUGCUCUACUGCUUGGAUGUCAGCUUUAUAGAACAGGGGACUGAAGACAGAGAAGAUCUGCUCCAGGCCCUUCCUUUGCUGACAGAGAGGCAGUAUGUUUCUGCAGUUCACAGUCGUCUGAUGGACGGUCAGCCGUGGAAGCUUCCAGGCCUGCAGGCUGUGUGUCGACUGGCCUGGGCUCUGUCUCUGAGAGUCCUGUCCCAGCUACCACAGGGUUCUGCUCUGGUCGAGUUCACUGAGGCCGAUGAGGCUCUGGCUGAUCAAGCUCUCCUGGGAGACGUCUUCCUGUUUAUGAAGGAGGGCAUGCUGGGAUGUGAAACUUUUGCCCGGGAAGAGUUUUUCAUUCGCCGCCUCCAUUCGCUCAUUACAGACUUUCUGGCACUUAUGCCGAUGAAGGUGAAGCAGCUUCGUAAUCGUGCCGACGAGGAUGCCCGUCUGGUGCACAUGUCCCUACAGAUGGACAGCGAGCUUCCAUCAUCGUUACGCAAAGACCUAGACCACCUCAUGAUUUUGAUUGGAGAAUUUUACAGCAAAGACCCGUUUGGGCUGGAGCUGGGUCUGGAGUUCUGGUGUCCCACAGAGUCUCUCCAGCACACUUCCUUGCAGGGAUCCUACCUGGGAAUGGCCCUGCAAAGGCCUCCACAUAAACAGGUGGUUUUGUCCAAGUUUGUGCGUCAGAUGGGAGACCUCCUGCCCUCCACCCUGUACAUCUCCUAUCUCCGCAUGCUAAAAGGCCUCGCCAACGGUCCUCAGUGUGCCCACUACUGCUUCAGUCUGCUUAAAACCAACGGAGCUACACACAGUGACAACAUCCAGGGAGUCUCCGGCAGUCCGGUGUCGUGGGAACAUUUCUUUCACUCCCUCAUGCUGUACCACGAGAACCUGCGACGAGACCUUCCAAACCCAGAUGCUGCCCACUACCGCCACCCGCCGCUCAGAGGAAUCACCCAGAGAGAAAUGGAAGGACUGACCUCAUUUCUGCAGUUGCUCACCACCAUCAUCACAUGGAGUGAAAAUGCGCGACUGGCGUUAUGUGAGCAUCCCCAGUGGACCCCGGUUGUGGUGAUGCUGGGGUUGCUGCAGUGCAGUGUUCCUCCCAUCCUGAAGGCUGAGCUCCUGCACUGCCUGGCAGCUUUUGGGAAGUCACCAGAGAUCGCAGCUUCACUGUGGCAGUCGCUGGAGUACACACAGAUCCUUCAGACAGUGCGAGCCCCAGGACAGAGGCAAGCAGCAGGAAUUGAGGUGGAGCUGAAUGAGAUCGAGUCGAGCUGUGAGGAGUAUCCUCUGACACGAGGCUUCUGUCAUCUGAUCAGCACGUUGGUCGAGAGCAGCCUGCCUGUUAAUUUGGGGGCGGGGCUUCGUGUUCCAGGAUUUCAGCCCUACCUGAACUUUCUGCGUGACUCUGUGUUCCUGCCCUUCCCCACCAGAGCGUAUCGUCGUCCAGCUGAGAAGUGGGAGGUGGCCGACUCUGUCCUGGAGGUGUUCCACAAGCUCCUCCGGGACUACGAGCCUCAGCCGUCAGACUUUGUCCAGGAGGUGGUGGAGCUGCAGGGGGAGCAGGUCCCGGCCCACAAGCCCCCCGGCCACAGCAUCAUGUUCCAUCUGCUCAACGACUCGCCCAUGCUGGCGCUCUGCCUCAGCCUGCUGGAGGAGGGCGUCCGCCAGCUGGACACCUACGCCCCCUUCCCUGGUAAGAAGCACCUGGAGUCGGCGGUGCUGCACUGCCUGUGUCUUCUGGAUCUGGCUCUGGAGAAAGAGGUGGUGUUCAUGGACCUUCUCAGGGAGAGUCAGUCCUCUCUUCUGGUUUCUCCUCUGGAGCAGCUCCUGCAGGGCGUCAGUCCUCAAACACGACGGGCUGAUCACAUUGUCAAUAUAGCUAGGUAUCUGUAUCACAGCAGCUCAAACCCAGAGGCUGCUUUCCAGAGUGCCAAGAUCCUGCGCCGCAUUGCCAACUACCCCAACAUCCAGAUCAGGCUGGUGGGAGAUUUCACACACGACCAGGCUGUUAGUGACAAGCUUAUGGCAGGAUUUGUUGAAUGUCUGGACAAUGAAGAGGCAGAGGAGGAGGCAGAGAAAGGAGACGAUUCAGACGCACAAAAGAAGGUGGCAACAAUCCGACAUGAGACCCAGAUCCAUAUCCUGAACCUGCUCAUUACCUCGUUGGACCUGAAGACGCCCAACCUCGCCCUUUAUCUUUUGGGUUAUGAAGUCAAGAAGCCUGUUUCUUCCACCAACCUCCAGGACCCAGGCGUGUUGGGUUGUCCACGUAGCUGCCUGCACGCCAUCCUGAGUUUACUGCAGAGAGGCACUGAGAAGAGAUCAGGACCUGUCCUCACACAGGAGGCCCCACACCUGGCAGAGCUCUGCUACCAGGUGAUCUACCAGCUGUGCGCCUGCCCAGACACAUCUGGACCCACCAUGCGCUAUUUGAGGACCAGCCAGGACUUCCUGUUCUCUCACCUGCAGCACCUCCCCUUCAUCCUGCCCGGCAACCAGAUUGCUGCCCUCUCCCAGAUGUCUUGGCUCUUGAAAACAGCUGCGAUUGAGCUGAGAGUGACUUCACUGAACCGUCAGCGAUCGCAUACGCAGCGCCUCAUCAGCCUCCUGCUGGACGACCAACCACACACUCAGCACACAGCUGAUGGGGAAUCAGGCAUGGAAGAAGAGACCAGAUCCGUCAGCGGUUUUCUGCAUUUUGACACAGUCUCUAAAGUGCGCAGGAAGUUGCUGAGCGUGCUGGACGCCAUCGAGUUCAGUCAGGACAUGCCCGAGCUGCUGCAGCUGGAUUUCUUCGAGCGCACUCAGAUAGAGCAGGUGAUCUCCAACUGCGAGCACGUCAACGAGCAGGGACACACCGUCUGCAACGUUAAGCUGCUUCAUAGAGUGCUGGUCGCUGAGGUGAACGCGCUGCAAGGAAUGGCAGCAAUCGGACAGAGGCCCCUGUUAAUGGAAGAGGUGAACUCCAUCCUCCAGCAGGUGGUGGAACGUAAUCGCGUCCGUCGCAGUCUGAGCGCAAAGCGGCAUGCGCUGCAGUCCUGGAGGAGCCUGGUGGAGACGCUGCUGACCGCCUGUCCGGUCGAUGUCAUACCUGCUGAUGACCGGCAGCUCAUCAUCAGAGACCUGCUGCUGGACCUGCAUGAUAAGGUGUUAUCUGAAGAUGCAGCAGGAGAACUGAUGCCCAUUGUUGCUGGGGCAGUCUUCACUCUGACAGCCCACCUCAGCCAAUCAGUGCUGUCCGAGCAGCAACAGGGGGUGGGAUUAGAAGCAUCCUCAGGAUUUGCCUCCAUCGCCAACUCUGCCCUUCACCUGAUCCUCCGCAAGCUGCUGGACUUCAUCCUUUGUACUGGAGGUGGAUACCAGCGUCUGCGUGCUCACCUGUAUGGCUCUCUGCUGUAUUACCUGCAAAUCGCACAGAAACCUGAAGAACCAGACACUCUGCAGACAGCCGGGAAGGCGAUGUGGGAGCGACUCACAGCUCCUGAAGAUGGUUUUUCUAAACUACAGAGGGAGAAUCUUGCCAUCAUAGAGAGCUAUGGCCAGGCUCUGAUGGAGGUCGUGUGUAGAGAUGCCUGUGACGGCCAUGAAAUCAGCAGGAUGCUGGCUCUGGCAGUGCUGGACCGGAUCCUGUCUAUAGACCGUCAGAAUCAGUGGCUGGUCUACGUCUGUAACAGCGGCUACCUGCGGUCUUUAGUAGAGAGUCUCAGACAGGAUGACGGCGCCCUGCAGAGCCUCCUCACACCUCAGCCUCCCCUCCUCAAACCGCUCUACAUCUAUGAAAGCAAGAUGGCUCUUCUGACUCGUGUGGCUAAGACAGGCCAGGGAGCGGUGGAGCUGCUGCGCUGUGGGCUGGUGGUGCAGCUGAUCGAGUGUCAGGUGUUUGACAUGGUACCUGACAGCGAUGCACACAGAGUAAUGAGGGACCCAUCAGGCUUCAUCCCCAGCCCUAUGGACCGCUACAGGCAGAUUCUUUUACCAACCUUGAGGCUGUUUCAGGUGAUCCUGACGUCUACCUCCAUAAAUCACCAGCAGGGGGCAGCGCAGGUCCUCCAGUGGCUGAUAGUUCAUGCAGACACCAUCCAGUCUCUCCUGCGCUGCCAGGAGCUCAGCAUGGGAGCUCUGCAGGAGAUCUCUUUACUUACAGGAAUCAUCAGUAAGACGGCUCUGCCAGGUGCCCUGGAGAUGGGUGGAGAGGUCAACGGUGCUGCACUCAUGGAGUUCCAGGGUCACAUAAACAGAUUCCAGCGCCUCUGUCUGUCGCUGCUCGGUCGUCUGGCUGGAGGUGAACGGGAAAGGUUGCUGAAGCAGGCUGAGAUCUCUGCUCCUGGAGACUCUGCAGAGCGACGAGAAGAGAUGGAAGUGGCCAUGCAACAGGUGUGUGCUAACAUCAUGGAGUACUGCCAAACCCUCCUGCUGCAGAGCUCAGCCCAGGCUCAGUUCAGCAUCUGCCUCUUCAGCCCGUCAGGCAGCGAGCCAGCUGGCAGGGACGGAGGACGCACCGAUCUCUCCUCCACUCUGCCAUCAGUGGCGUACUCCAGAGUCCCCAGUCUGGGUCUGGUCCUGUACCUGCUGAAGAACAGCGCUGCAGAUUUCUUCAGGUUCCAUCAGAGUCACAGACAGAGCUUGGGGAAGCUGCAGAGCCUGGACCAGCUUCCUCCUGAGGAGCUCAAGGAGUUGUGCCAGGGCCUGGUGUCAGGCCCAGGAGGGGUGGAGAAAAUCUCGUCAGUCCAGAGGAACUUGCUGGCCAAGAGACGCCUGGUCCAGCUCAUCAACAACAGAGCCAAGCUGCUGGCCCUCUGCUCCUACGUCAUUGAGACCUGCUUAUUUGUGCUGUGGCGCCACCUGGAGUACUACCUGCUGCACUGUACCCCCACUGACCCCAAAGACUCUCUGCUGCCCGGAGCCGGCUUGUUCAGAUCACGGCUGACAGAUGACUCUUUUGGCGGGUUGCAGGCGAGUGGAGGCCGAGGACUGGGCCUGUCCAGAGUCAGUCAACAAGACCUCGACCUGCUGAAAAGCGACAUGGCUGCAGGAUUCGGCGAGGCUCUGCAGAGGAAGCUGCUGGAGGUGGAGGGUCUGUACAGCCAGGUCCGCUCCCGCUACACCUUCAUCCAGGCCCUCGUCCGCAGGAUCCGCGGCCUCCUCCGACAGCCCAAAAGCUGAAACAGGAAUACAAAAAGACUGACCAAAACCCAAACCCUCCCUCUCUUACCGAGCAGAAAGAUGAGCAACGACAGAAAAGUUUUAAGGACUCUGAAUUUCGGUUAGUUUGCUUUUUUCUGGCGACACCUUCAUUUCUAUCGUGGGAUGCUAAACUUUGUGCCACCAGUUCUAAUUAUGCUGACUAACUCUGUGCGAUGAGCAUUUUUUGAAGAAAAAUGCAGACUUGCAAAACAUCGUAUGAAAUUUUUACUUGUUGAGAGAAAGUUUGAUAUUAUUUGUUUGAUCUGAUGUCUCUUUUUUCCCCUUUAGUGAAAAUAAACGUUUUCUAAAUCUGUUAAA
Messenger RNA from Acanthochromis polyacanthus (spiny chromis), 6398 nucleotides. RefSeq names its product nucleoporin 205 (gene nup205). Bases 12 to 6059 code for a protein of 2015 amino acids. The record is from RefSeq and is a predicted model, not a curated record. The transcript has 42 exons. Gene Ontology annotation, biological process: nuclear pore organization. Gene Ontology annotation, cellular component: nuclear pore inner ring; nuclear pore. NCBI's taxonomy places the organism in Eukaryota, Metazoa, Chordata, Actinopteri, Pomacentridae. Gene Ontology annotation, molecular function: structural constituent of nuclear pore.